AACAGUUUGUCUCCGACAGUAGCGACAUCUAUGAAAAGGAAGCUGUACAAGUAUUUGUCGCGUUAUUAGACUAAUUUCAAGUCUGAACUACGUUAUUGUUUCAGAUUAAACUACAGAAGUGAAUAACAGAAAUGAUUGAUCUUUGUAAGAUAAAGGAGGACUUUUCUGGACUGGUCAAGGAGGCUCAACCAUGGACCCUUACUCAGUUUGUCAUGUGGCUGGAUCUCAAAUUGUCAGAGUUCAAGAUUAAAGGGUACAUGGUCUUAGAUCAUCAUACAAAGACAAAACCCAAGUGGAUAGAAGAAGAAGACUCUACGAGUGAUGUAGCACCAAUCCCAGCACCAUGUAGAACGUGUAACAAGCAUUCUAAUGAUGGACAUUUUUAUUCUGACAUCCACUCUUCUCCAGCAAGCCAUAGAAAUGUCACGAGGGAAACAAAAAAUGCCCAGCCAAUGGAGGAAUCAGAAAGCAUGAGAGGAGAAGUUGGCAUCAUUGACUUGUCACACGCAGAAAUUAGUAGAAAACAAAACUCAGCAAGAAUGUUACGACCACCAGAUGAUAUGUCACUUAAAAAAAGUUAUCAAAACACAUCUUAUCACGAAAAAUCACCAAAUAUUCAGGUCGAGAGAGACAAAAGUAGACAAGAUGAUGUUAUAGAAAUAGAUGUGCCAUCACCUACGGAAAAAAUGUUUAUUACAUCAAAUAUCAAUAAAACAAGUACUCCCAUUAUCCAUUCAAACAUUCGUCCAAUUCAAAAACCAAAAAAUAGACCAUCAUUAUCGAUGGGUACAGCAAUAUAUACAACCACCUCAUCUGUUACCACCCCAACAUUCUCAUCUAGUUAUAUGUCAUCACCAUCAAGAAAUAUUCCACCGACUUUCGCCAACAGAAAAUUUGCAUUAGGUGCACCACCGCCACCUUUAGUUGCACCUUCAAACUUGGCUAAUUUGGAUGAAAUGAUAGCACAAGCAGUACAAUUCAAUGAAAUACGAACAGGAGCAGAUAACGCCAGUUCUCAAUCUCAAAUUAGGCAAUCCUCAGGGCAGUCGGAUGUUCGCCCUCCUCCGAUGCAGCAGCAGCCUCCUAAAAUCCAAGAAAGUGAUCAUAUUAGUAGUUUUAGUGAGCAACAUUCACGUCAGACUUUAAGUGAGCAACAUUCUCGUCAGACUUUAAGUGAGCAACAUUCACGUCAGACUUUAAGUGAGCAACAUUCUCGUCAGACUUUAAGUGAGCAACAUUCUCGUCAGACUUUAAGUGAGCAGCAUUCACGUCAGACAAACAUAAGUGAACAAAAAUUACCUUAUUCACAACAAACCUCUACUUCAAGUUCAGCGGUACCAAUAGCAUUACAUGCAAACAUUGACAAUAUAAAUAUUUCACAGAACUCAGCACAUUCAUCGUCAGAUACCAUGGAAAUCAAAAUAGAAACAGAAGUUGAUGAUAGUGUUGCAGACUCUUUCUUCGUAGGGAAUACAGAUACUCGACCUUCAGGGAUGGAUACAGUUUCUGACCUAUCGAUACAGUCUCAUGAUUCUAGUCUACAGAGAUCACAUGAUUCUGUACAACAAAGGUCACAUGACUUGCCAGUACCAUCAGGUGACUUACCUAGACAAGGACUGGUUGAUCCAGAAACAGCAAAAGCAUUCCAGAUGGUUGAACUUGUAAAUGGAAGUAGUGUUUAUGUUUAUGAAAGAACAAUACAACAAGCAUUUAAAAUUGGAACUGAGAGUCAGACAGGGACAUACAAUGGAGAAAAGAUGGCUCGAUAUCUUCUUAAUGUAUUCUGGUCAAGGAAGGAACUUGUUGGUGCUACAUUGUCUAAAGCUGGAAGAGGGAAGAAAAUUUUAAAUCAACAGAUUAUAGAGGCCAUUUUAGAUUUUUGUGAAAUAAAUAGCAGACAUAGGAGAUCUGUUUGUAAAACUGUUAUUGAUAGAAGUUUGUCAUCCAGACUUUAUAAAGAAAAGAAGAAAAUAGAAAUGUUAUACAUGAAAUGGGGUUCAACUCAAGACAACAAGAAAUUUUAAGAUUUUUGUGUAUGUCAUAGUCGUCACCCUAGAGCUAAAGUACGACAGGUGUUGGGCAGUUGUGUUUCUAAGGCAACAUGGAUUGAAAGACAAAGAAUAAUGUCCAGUGUGGUCAAAUUUAGGAAAGCAGCUAAUUCUGGUCGUCUGAACUAUGAACUAAAAAAAUAGUACCAGAAACUUGUUAACUGAUGAAUGGAGAUUUUUAUAUUUGACUAGUUUUUGGAACUGAAAAUUUAGCAUUAUUCCAACAUUGCAGUUAUUUAUUGAUAUUAGAUGGACUGAACUGGAUGGAACAUUGUUACCCAAUGCAUUUCUUUACUGAACACUUUUUGUUCUAAUUUUAGAUUUUUGUACAACGCAUAGUCAACAUUCGAGAGCUAAAGUGCGACAAGUAUUGGGAAGUACAGUAUCCAAAGCAACAUCUUUGGAAAGACAACGAAUUUUGGCUAAAAUGAGGAGACUAAAAUCAUGAAACAUUUUUUAUUUUAGAGUUUUGUGUUAGAAAUGGUCGUCAUAUAAGGUCACAAGUUCGCCAAACAUUGGGAAGUAGUAUCACAAACAGAACUACUAGAGAAAGAAGAAAAUUUAUGUGUAAAUUCCAAAUUAUUUAGGAUGUAAACUGACAAGAAAGCUAUUUUUAGUGGAUCUGGAUUUAUCGUACUUUUAAAAAUGACUUGAUUAGUUUACAUGGUUUAAUGGAAGUGAAGUACAACAAAUAUAAAUAUGGCUGUUACUCAAGAAAUUUCCAUCUUUUUUAGAGUUUGCUGUUAUACAAGGUCACCACUCCAAGGUCAAAGUGAAGAAAGCAAUGAGUGAUAGUUUAUCUAUGCGAACAUGGCGUUUUAAAAGAAAUAUUAAGAUGGCCUAUCAAAAUCAAACUUGGAAUAACUAGCAGUUUUUGUAGUUUGUGAAUAAAGGGACUGUUUUCUAAAGUUGUAAAUUAUGGAAAGAAACUGUCAUGUGACUGUCAUGUGACUGUCAUAGGGUCUGCAUUCAUAAAUGAUUAUAACCAGGAUGUCCAAUCUUCUUGUAGAUUUUUGUGUUUCCUAUGGCAGACAGAGACGUGGAAUUGUUCAGAGAGCAAUGAGUGUCAGUUUGUCCAUGAGAGCAUGGCGUCAGAGAAGAAAACAACGCCCUGGGAAAUUUUCAACAUAAAUCAUGUUUACCGUUUUCAGCAGAUGAGAUAUAGUUGAGAUAAAAGUGGUGGGGACUUUGGAGGCAGAUCAAAAAUAACUUAUACAAGUUUUACAUCUCGUUUUAGAUUUCUGUACAAAUCUUGGUCGUCACACAAGGUCAAAAGUUUAUAAGGCUAUUAGUGAUAACUUGUGUACUAGAUCAUGGCGGGCAAAGAAAGUUUUACAGGCCAAAUACCAAAUGCUGGAGAGGUCAGCAAGUCAACAAGAUAGAUUGUAUAGCAGCCAGUGAGAUGGACGAUUCAACUGGAGAUUUUACUUGUGAUUUUUGAAGGCAUUCAUGUUCAUAUCAGAAGAUUCAAUUUUAUUAAACCAUUUAUUUUUAUUCGUUAUAUUUGUUUCAUCUUUAAAUAAUGUUUUCGAUUGUAACAUUGUAUCAAGCUUUCAUUGUUUUUAUAAAGUACUCUAAAGAUAGGAAUUUAUGUAAGUUUAUCUUGUUUAUGGUGGUUAGUUCUUUAUCUUAUUGGUUUUAAUGAUACCAAGUUUUUUUUAAAUAAUGUACACCAAGUUUUUUUAAAUGAUGUACACCAAAUUUUCAAAACGAUGUACAUCAGUUUUAACCACGUUCUUUUUUUACUUCAAAACUUUUUUCAGUCUUUUUGAUAGACUUUAUAUGCAUAUUGACCUUUAUAUUUUGAAAAUGUUUUUUUUAUAGACAGCAAUGACAAAUGAAUGAAUAGUUCCUAUUGUUAACAGGCCAAUCCUAUGGCUGGAAUGAAAAUAAAUGCAUAAAUUUGUACUUACAAUCAUGUGAUGAAAGAGAAUGUAAUACCUGUCUGUGAUAUAGACAUGGUAAUACUUAUCAUGCUUAUCAUGGUUAUUCUCCAAAAUUAUGUUUUACUGUUAGUGAUUUUAUAUAAUAUGAAAUGAGAAAACCAAAAAUAUAUUUGUUUUACAAAAUAUUUGAAACCAUAAUAUUGUACCAUUUAAAAUUGACUUUACUGCCCCAUUCAUUUAAAAAUGCUGCACACAGACAGGAAAUAGUUCAGUAUUCCAGUACUUUAGGACCUAUAAUUAAAUAAUGUGGUGUAAGAAUUCUUCUCAUGCUUCUUGAAAUACAUCAUUCCACUGAAAAAUGGGUCACUUUAACCUACAUUUACAUUUUAAGCAACUCAAGAAAAGUUUUUAUCUUAUCUAGAUGGAGUCAAGUAUACAUUGAUAUCAAAGUUGUUAAAACAAUUGUUAAAUUAUUUGAUCAGGAGAACCACUUAUACAUGUUAAAUUGAGUAGAAAACAUGUAUUUGGUAGUCAGCUGUACUGGAUAUAUUCAUUUCCAGGGAGAUUAUUAAGCUGCCCCUUUCCAUCAAUCAUAUAAUUGACUUUGAUUUUUUUAUAGUUUAUAUACUUGGUGCACAGUCUAAUAAUAUUUCUGUGUAAACAGUGAUAUACAUGUACAGUCUAGCUUAAGGUAGAAUUAAGUUGUAUCUAAUGAAUAUUGAUAGAAAAGUUUCCCACCAAAUUGUACCUCCAUUUUGAAGAGGUGUUUUUAGUUUAAUACCGUUUUAUUUUUUUGUUUAUAGCCUUUUUAAAAAGAUCAAUUGUAACUGUACAAAAUUAAAUCAUUUGUUCAAAUUACAGUUAUUCAUUGGACAUGCACCAAAGUAAAAAUGCAGUGUUAUAUAUUAAUUAUAUUAUUUAUUUGUCAUGUUUGUGCCAGUUUUAAAAACAAUUUGUUGUGUAUAAAUGUAAAGUGUAGAUUAGGUGUUACAAUCAUGACAAUGCAGUUUUAUUGUUAACCAUGUUAAAUAUGUUCAACCAUUCAAAUAAAUGAAAAAUAGAUUGA
Mytilus trossulus (common blue mussel) is the source of this 5000-nucleotide messenger RNA. RefSeq lists its product as uncharacterized. The transcript is spliced from 7 exons. The record is from RefSeq and is a predicted model, not a curated record. The coding region runs from base 132 to 2024 and encodes 630 amino acids. Lineage: Eukaryota; Metazoa; Mollusca; Bivalvia; Mytilida; Mytilidae. Gene Ontology annotation, molecular function: DNA binding.